AUGAGAUUUUCACUGUUCAUUGCUGCCACUUCUUUCAUUGCUGCGGCCUCGGCAGCUGCCGUGUCUACGCCGGCGGCGACUAUGAGGCUGGUCAUGAACGACCUGGUAAAGAUCGGUAAUCAGUUCACCAAAAUCACAUCGGAUGUCAACAACUUCCCCCAGACGGGAGCUCAAGGAGCAAGUGAUAUUCACGCAGACGAGGUGGCAAUUCACGCAUUGUUCCUGGACGUAAAUAAAAAUUUGGGUCUUCUGCCACAGCCAGUAUCGCAAGAGAAUAUCAAGAAGGUCGUUUCUACAUACAAUAGCUUCACACCCAACAUUCUUGCAUACCUGAACGGAAUCACUUCCAAGGCCGCUGAUUUUAAGGCCUUAGGCACCGCCGAAACUACCACAAUGACUAAUGAUUUGGCCCUAUCUGGCGAUGCGUGCAAAGCAUUCGCCACCACAGUGCUCUCGAUUACCCCGCCUGUUAUGUCCGAUGCUGUCAACACGAUGUUUACCAGCGUCGAUGCGGCUAGAGAGAGUGCUGUAGCCGCUUUUGCUUAA
This is a messenger RNA of Psilocybe cubensis, 546 nucleotides long. RefSeq lists its product as uncharacterized. The transcript has 4 exons. The coding region runs from base 1 to 546 and encodes 181 amino acids. NCBI's taxonomy places the organism in Eukaryota, Fungi, Basidiomycota, Agaricomycetes, Agaricales, Agrocybaceae. The record is from RefSeq and is a predicted model, not a curated record.